CCUGGGACGGAGGGAUUUUUUUUUUCUGGACGUUUCUGCAGCUUAUUGUCGACGUCGCGGUGAGCUCAGAGUGAAGGGCAGGCCGGCAGAAACAGCAGAGAAACACCGAGGAAGAGAAAGCGAGAGAGAGAGACAGAGAGCCAAGGGGGUCACAGCUCACUGAGACAGCCGGAACAUUGCUGUGGAGGAAAUGGUGGACUAUUAUAAUAUCUUGGGAGUCCCUCAGAAUUCCUCUCAGGAAGACAUUAAAAAAGCUUACCGGAAAUUGGCAUUGCGAUGGCACCCUGACAAGAAUCCAGAUAAUAAGGAAUUUGCAGAACAGAAAUUUAAGGAGAUUGCGGAGGCAUAUGAAGUACUAUCGGACAAAAGCAAACGGGAGGUUUAUGACAAGUAUGGAAAAGAUGGAUUAAUUGGAGGAGGUGGCAGAGGCCCCAGCAUGGACACAGAGUUUCCAGGAUUUGUGUUCUCAUUCCGUAGCCCUGAUGAAGUAUUUAGGGAAUUCUUUGGUGGGCGAGAUCCCUUUGCAGAGUUGUUUGAUGACUUUGGUCCAUUUUCUGAAGUUGGAGGGCUUGACCGAUCCCGGAGAGGACCCGGAUCCUUCUUUUCAUUUUCUUUUCCUACUGGAUCAGACUUCUCUUCAUUUUCUGCAAACGUCGGCGGGAGUGGCGUGGGGAGUUUCCGAUCAGUGUCGACCUCCACGAAGCUGGUUAAUGGAAAACGUGUCACCACCAAAAAGAUUGUGGAGAAUGGUGAAGAGAGGGUGGAAAUCGAGGAAGACGGGCAGCUGAAGUCAGUCCGAAUAAACGGUGCCGAAGACCAGGUAGCCCUUGCGCUGGAGCUGAGCCGGCGGGAGCAGCAGGAUCACCAGCGGGAUUCCUUGCAAAUGAUGCACGGUCAACAGCCCGGGACCUCCCAUCCGUACUACGCCUACGACGAGGACGACUCUGAGGACGACGAGGACUUGCAGCUCGCCAUGGCCUACAGCCUCUCGGAGAUGGAAGCCCGCGGGCAGGGAGCAGGUGGGCGUGGCGGUCAAGGGAAGAGGCGCAGCAAGACGACGGGGGGAGUGCCUGCGGAUGGGGACAGGGGAGCCGGGCAUGCGGGAGCCAGCCCAAUGCGAGGGAGCCCUAAGCCUGCUGGCAGUGGAAGCCACGGCACAAACACUGGUGGCCGCAGGUCAGCGGCGUCGAGUGUAGCCAAGGGGUCGCAGGCAUCUACGGAGCAAAAGCCAGUGAAGACACACAGGAACUGGAAAUGCCUCCUCUCCUGAGCAUUGUUGGUGCUGAUUGCUAAGUGGCCAAUUCACAUUGACUCUUUUAACCAUUCACUAACCCACCUCCCGUCCCCCCAAACCCCAACAUUCUAGGAGCUGGCAGAGCAGCUGAGAAAUAUAAACAGUAAGGGCAAAAGUAAGUGGGAUUGUCAGGUCAUUGCUACUUUGAUUUAGCCAGGUCUAACACUGUUCUCAACAACAGCUUGCGUUUGCAUACCACCUCUAAACAGAGUAAAACGUCUGAAGGCAUUUCACAGGAGCUUUAUCAAACUAAAUUUGACACUGAGUCAACUCAAGGUGCUAUUAGGGCAGGCGACCAAAAGCUUGUUCAAAAAAGCAAGUUUCAAGAAGCAUCUUAAAGGGUGAGAGAGAGGUAGAGGGGGGUGGAGAGGUUUAGUGAGGGAAUUCCAGAGCUUAGGGCCCACACAGCUGAAGGCACAGCCACUGACAGUAGAGCAGUGAAAAUUGGAGAUACGCAAGAGGCCAGAAUUGACGUGGUGUAGAGAUCUCAAGAGGGUCUGGUGGGAGAUUACAGAGAUGGGGGCAUGGGAGUGAAGCCAAGGAGGGAUUUAAUCAUGAGGAUGAGAGUUUUAAAAUUGAGGUGUUUCCCAGGCGGGAGCCAGUGUAGGUCAUUGAGCACAGAGGCGAUGGAUGAACGGGAUUUGGUGUGAGCCAGGAUAUGGGAGGCAGAAUUUUGGAUCAAUUUAAGUUUGUGGAGGAUGGAAGACAUGAGGUUGGCCAGAGAGUGUUGGAAUAGUGAAAUCAGCAAAGGCAUGGAUGAGGGCUUCAGCAGCAGACAAGCUGAGGCAAGGGAGCCAUCUAAUUGAAUGGCAAAGCAAGGACUGAAUAGCCUCCUCCUGCACCUAAAGUUUUUACCCCUUUGUUUCUUAUUACGAAUGGUAUUUGGUGGGGAGAGAUGACAGAGAGUAAUGAUCUUGUGAUAUAGGUUUUGUGCUGGGGGCUCUUUUGCAAGGUGCCCUGAACAUGGUGGUGGUAGUUUGGGUGGGGAUUCCAUGGAUUCGGGUGGAAUGCCGGAUUUACACCCUACCCGAUAGAACAUUCUUGAUCAGAGAGUAAAAUUGGUCAAGAUUGUGAAAACCGCUGAGUCCUGUCAGUUUCCGGAAGGGUGAAUUAGAUUAAAACGGAAUGUAAUUCUCUUCUGCCUGAUGUGGCCUUGUAAGCAUUGGGUUUGCACAGUCUGAGACCAGUUUAUUCUGAGUAGACAUUGCAGGCCAAAUUAGACACAAAGUUCAGGAAGAGUGGUGAGUGGACCAAGGAAUUUGAGACUAGUACAGUGAAGUUGCUUAUCGGAAGCACAUUUCUGAGCAGUGUUGAGGAAACUUUACUCUUUAUCUAGCUCGUACUGUACCUGCCCUGAGAGUGUUUGACAGGGACAGUGUAGAGGGGGCUUUACUCUAUACCUAACCCCAUCUUGUACCUAUCCUGGGAUUGUUUGAUGGGGACA
Carcharodon carcharias (great white shark) is the source of this 2738-nucleotide messenger RNA. It is a transcript of the gene dnajb2, whose product is annotated as DnaJ heat shock protein family (Hsp40) member B2. The transcript is spliced from 9 exons. Bases 191 to 1270 code for a protein of 359 amino acids. The record is from RefSeq and is a predicted model, not a curated record. Gene Ontology annotation, molecular function: Hsp70 protein binding. Lineage: Eukaryota; Metazoa; Chordata; Chondrichthyes; Lamniformes; Lamnidae.